AGCGGCCAAUCCGCGCGCGCCGUCGAGCGACGACUACCCUGGAGGCGGGCCCUGGAGGCGAACGCGGUUCGUGAUUGGGCAGGGAGUGAGGAAGCGGGUCGAGGCGAGGCUGCGAGAGGCGGGGCGCGUCCGGAGGGCCGGCGGCGGCUGUUGUCAUCCCAAGAUGGAGUUCCUGCUGGGGAAUCCCUUCAGCACCCCGGUGGGGCAGAGCCUCGAAAAGGCCACAGAUGGCUCCCUGCAGAGUGAAGACUGGACGCUCAACAUGGAAAUCUGCGAUAUCAUCAAUGAAACAGAAGAAGGCCCCAAGGAUGCCAUCCGAGCGCUCAAGAAGAGGCUGAACGGGAACAAGAACUACAGAGAAGUCAUGCUGGCUCUAACGGUCCUGGAAACAUGUGUGAAGAACUGUGGCCAUCGCUUUCACAUCCUGGUAGCCAACCGUGACUUCAUAGACGGCGUCCUGGUGAAAAUCAUCUCCCCCAAGAACAACCCGCCAACCAUAGUUCAGGAUAAAGUUCUGGCCCUAAUUCAGGCCUGGGCUGAUGCCUUCCGAAGCAGCCCGGACUUAACUGGGGUGGUUCACAUUUACGAAGAACUCAAAAGGAAAGGAGUGGAAUUUCCAAUGGCCGACCUCGAUGCCCUGUCACCGAUACACACCCCUCAGAGAAGCACCCCCGAAGUCGAUCCAGCAGCCAACAUGCAUAAGUCUCACUCCCAGCCAAGGGUAAGCGCCGGUUCCUACCCCUCGCCAUCACCGACCGGAUACCCGGCCCCGCAGGCUCCGCCUCUGAACGUGACCGGCCCUAUCACUGCAAAUACGGAACAGAUUGCACGGCUGCGCAGUGAACUCGACGUCGUUCGCGGGAACACCAAAGUGAUGUCCGAGAUGCUCACGGAAAUGAUCCCCGGCCAGGAGGAUUCUUCAGACCUCGAGUUGCUGCAGGAGCUGAACCGGACAUGCCGAGCCAUGCAGCAGAGAAUUGUGGAGCUCAUCUCGCGUGUGUCCAACGAAGAAGUCACGGAGGAGCUGUUGCACGUGAACGACGACCUGAACAACGUCUUCCUCCGAUACGAGAGGUGCCCCUUCCCAUUCCCUCCCAACACGCUUCUCGAUUUGUCUUCAAAAAGCACGCAAAAGAACCUCCCUCUUUGGGAGGGCGAACUGUGGCUUUGCUUGAGCCUUUUUGGUUUUCCCUGCUCAGACUUGGAACCCAUAGACAAAUGGCUAAUAACGCAAGGAAUGAUUCCAGUUGCGCAGUCCUCUGUCAUGGAUGACAUAGAGGAGUGGCUCAGUACCGAUGUGAAAGGAGAUGAGCUUGAAGAAGGAGUGACCAGCGAAGAGUUUGACAAAUUUCUCGAAGAACGCGCCAAAGCCGCCGAAAGGAUCCCCAGCUUGCCUUCGCUGCCGCCGGAGGAGCCCACACCACUGCCAGCGAACCCCGCUGGCAAAAAGAAGCCAGAGCGUGCGGAAGACGCCCUCUUCGCCCUGUAACGCUCCUCCCCGUCUGCAGCCAGGGCUGUCUAGCUCUCCUUGUGAAACCCAGCUAGCGCCCAGUGCCCUAUGACCCCCCUCGGGCUCCGUAGGAAGCCCCUAGCAUCUCUGAACUGAUCCGACCCAAAUAAGCUAAGUUUUAAAGAGUAUUUAAGCCCCGUCUUGUCAUACCCAUGGUCGUCUUUCCACGCCCGCUUCUUCCCCUCCGCCCCACCCCGCGUCACGAGUGCCGAGAGUCCUCCUUUUGAAAACAGUGCAUGAGCAUUUUCCCCUCACUGCAGACACAGAAGGAGCCGUGGGGGUGGGGACAGUCCCGUCUUCUGAAUAAGCUGACCUCUCCCCCUCCCGCAAAGGGCGCGCACAGAGCGUGUGCGGUGCAGCUGAAUGUCUUAUCAGCGCCUGUUCCGUGACAACCUGAUCUCGCACACCCAAACCAUGCCUAUGCCCCCUUCCCGCAUCAAUGGUACAAAGGGAAUCCCUUCACUCUCGUCUUCAACGUCAGCUACUUCACCGUCCGCUGCCUUUCCCUGUCCAUGGCAGCACUUUGGUCCUGCUCCGUUUUCUUCUGGACGUUUAUCUCACGCUCUGGCCAAGAUUGCAACUGCAGGGAGGAUCGCAGCUGCUGAGAAGUGGGUAAAACCUCUCUUUUGUGAGAAGAGAGUUUUCUGCUGAAAGGUUCUGCUUAAAACCCUUUUCUGGGCAGGACACGAGUGGUCUUCAUAUGUCUGAGCCACCUCCCGUUGGUCCCAGUGGCAAAGAUCCACCAUCCGGCAGAAAAAAGCAAGGGGUGUAUAUUGGCGACUUUUAGGGAUGGGGUAGAUCAGAAUUCUGUCUACUUGGGGUUAGGUGAGAAGAUAAGCUGGGUUGGUAGCUCCCUGGGCUAUAAGGUGGUAAAGAGGAAGAAAUGGGGGGUAGGGUGGAGAAGGUGGAGGCUACUGUAGACCGAAUCAAGAAUAGCCAGUCCAACCCAGUGGCUUGGUGCAGCUCGGAGCCCUCAUUAGGGUAACAGGAGCGUGGUUCCAUCAGAUUGUUUUCCAGCAUGAAGCAGUUGCCUAGGGUUUAACCAGGAAGAGUUAGACGUAUGAGCCUUGCUGUUGGAUGAGAAUUUGAGCGGAGUCCAGCAACCACAGAUCUUGCAUUUGUGGCGCAGGCCUUUUGGUUCUUGUGUUGGGUCCUCACUGACGUUUUGCACGGCGGAUAAGUUCUUCGUGAAAAGGGUACCCCCUCCCCCUUCUAACAUGGCUUAAAUCCCUCCUUUCCCGGCACAAUUUCCCUUCAUAUGCCAACUUCCAGAGGAACAAGACCUUUCAAGAUGCUGCGGCCGGGGCCUCUGGACUUCCUCUGUAUCUCAGUUAUCCCCUCCUUUUCUCCGCCAUCUUCAACAAGCGAGGUACCAAACUGUUGAGACAGUGUUUCCAGUGACCUCUCCGUGGCAGGCUGGUCUUUGCCGGCUUCCCCUCGUCCUCCUCUCUGCAGUUGCAGGCGUGAAAAAGGUAAACGGGCCAGCUACGACGCUCAGAACCAAAAGGGAAAGUUGGCAGCUAGAAGCGAACGAGUUCGCGUCUCUUUGGUGGCGCUUCUCCCUGUUACAGAUCACGAAAUAAUGUUACAUUAUUGUCGGGAACCCCGUCUUUGAACACUAACUUUGUUUAGGUGUACUGUAUUUAUUUGGGCCUUGUCCUGUGGGAAAUCCUUUUGCCAGUUCAUCUCUGUUACAGUGUGGUAUGUGCUGGAAGCAGCCCCUUCCGCCAAGUUGUAUCUUCAAUGGCCUUUUUGUGCGCUAAUUUUCUUUUUAAAAAAUGAUCGAUUUGGGGUUGUCUCCUUUUGUUUCUGUCUAAAAACUUGCCAUGAGUAGAAUAAGGAUCUAUCUAGAACAAGUGCAAUACCCAGUCUUCUGUUACAAACUCUAAUUUACUGGGGGAAAGGGAAAAAAACAUACUGUCUCUAACUGGGAAGGGUGUCUGUUAGCCGCAGUUGCUGAGAAGACAGCUGCCUGUGUUUCGACAUCUGGGGAAGGAAACAGAUUCCCUGCUCCGAUCCCGAUUCUUAGGCCGAGUUAUAGGAUGCAGCGGGGCCUCUUUCCGCAUCGCUGAAGGAGGACGGCAAAGAUGAUGCCGCCUUGCCCGUUUCCUCGAGUCACAGGUCCUUGUUUCCAUAUAACACUGCUUGCUUCUCUUGGGGAAAUCUCAGGCCUGACCGGAGCACAAUGUGUCCAAAACCGUGGCUGUGAGUUGUCAUCCCAGCUACCGUGGAAAGAGAGGCGAGUUGCUCGAGUCGGUCCCGAGUUGGGUCUUGUUGCAUGCACUGACAAAAUUUGAACCGGUUUGACGCCAGUUUAAGAUCAGGGGACUGGGUAGAGGUUUUCUCCUUCCAAUCUCUUCCCGACAGCUCCCCAUAACCUGGAAAAUCAAGUUUGGAACCUCCCUGGAAGAGCUUUGAGUGUUCCCCAGACCCAUCUGUUCUGAUCCUGGCCAGGUUUUUGGACUUCCUUUUCCCCAGCGGCCAGGUGGAGCCCUAGAAACAUUCGCUCUGCAUGCCGAUGGCCAUGCAAGCCACCAAGAUGCAUCAUUUCCCACGCGCCUCUUGGUGGUGUCCACUUCGAGAAUCUAGUUCCUGCACAUUUGGAGCUGCACUAUCAUUGAGGGUCAUUGUCAGCUGUCUGUGGUACUAGCUCUGACCCAGCCAGGGGUGGCAGAGGUGAACAUGGGCUCACCUGUAGCCUCACCUGGUGCCACCAAGCUGAGCGAUGCAUGGGGGAAAAAGGCAGGCGGAUUACUGCUCUUGCCCUCGGCCAGGGGCGACCAAUCAGCCCGGCUUUCCUCGGGGCUGUUCUGACAUUUAGCACCCAGGAAAGUGCCGGCUGAAACCCCCCCGAAUCUGUGAUUCAAAACCUGGCUGGGACUUUAAAAAACCCCCAAACCUCCCAGGGAGCAUGAGCCCCCCUUCUUCCCUUACGAUAUUUCAGAGCCUUUGCCCCUUUCAGCCUGCAGUGACUGAAACUAUAAUAAUCUAGAUUAAUAAUAGUAAUAAUAAUAAUAACUGGGUUGUGGAUCCCAGGUCUGGUACAACCACACAUUCCGUUUCCCGGCUGCUAGUUCCGCAUCGUCAGCAAACGCUUCGACAUGGUAUAUCUUAUCCAGUAGGGAUUUUUUUAAAAAGUAUAAUUUAUUUUAAACCCCCCCUCAACACAUCUGCUAACAGUUAUAUCUCACCAGCUGUUACACCCUAACUGACUUUGUAGCAUCUCUAUUUGUAUAUUUAAAGCUGUAGGCUUCUCUGGGUUAAAAAAACAGAUAGUAUUUAUUUACCGAAAAUUCUCUUUUUUUUGUUCGUCUGGGUGAGAGGGUUGCGGAGGGAGAAAAGGGAAUUUUUUUAAUGUAAAAAAAAACCUCUGUAAAAAAAAUUCUUAAACUCCAUUAAUUAUGUGGGCCUCGCCCCUCUUCGUGGUGAUGUCUUGAAUGUGGGCAGAAUUCACGGGCGAUAUGUAUAUUUUUUGGUUUUGCAUUAAGGAUGUAUGAUUAAUCCCCUGGCACUUAACAUUUUCCCUUUCUCAAGUCUCUCUCACCUCUCUGUACAUUUGGGUUCUUGCAUGUGAAAUAGUCCAAUAAAAGACCGUUAACGCA
Molecule: messenger RNA, 5112 nt
Organism: Sphaerodactylus townsendi
Lineage: Eukaryota; Metazoa; Chordata; Lepidosauria; Squamata; Sphaerodactylidae
Gene: TOM1L2
Product: target of myb1 like 2 membrane trafficking protein
Exons: 12
Coding region: 164-1489 (441 amino acids)
Biological process (GO): signal transduction
Cellular component (GO): endosome; membrane
Molecular function (GO): ubiquitin binding; phosphatidylinositol binding; clathrin binding
Source: RefSeq, a predicted model, not a curated record